Molecule: messenger RNA, 3521 nt
Organism: Prinia subflava (tawny-flanked prinia)
Lineage: Eukaryota; Metazoa; Chordata; Aves; Passeriformes; Cisticolidae
Gene: MSI1
Product: musashi RNA binding protein 1
Exons: 15
Coding region: 152-1225 (357 amino acids)
Biological process (GO): regulation of translation; central nervous system development
Cellular component (GO): cytoplasm
Molecular function (GO): mRNA binding
Source: RefSeq, a predicted model, not a curated record
GUGCCCGCCGGGCCCUCCUCCCUCGCUCCCUCCCCGCCCGGCGGAGAGGGGUCGGGGGAGGGGGCAGCAUGGCCUGUCCGUCCGGCCCCUUUUCCAGCGCUCAUCUGCCCCGGGAGUGCGGCGCCGCUCCUCGCAGGGAGAAGAGGUCCGAAUGGAGACAGACGGCAGCCAGCCCGGCCUCGCCUCCCCGGACUCCCCACACGACCCCUGCAAAAUGUUCAUCGGGGGACUGAGCUGGCAGACCACGCAAGAGGGCUUGCGGGAGUACUUCAGCCAGUUCGGCGAGGUGAAGGAGUGCCUGGUGAUGCGGGACCCGCUGACAAAGAGAUCCAGGGGCUUCGGGUUCGUCACGUUCAUGGACCAGGCUGGCGUCGACAAGGUCCUGGCCCAAUCCAGACAUGAACUGGACUCCAAGACGAUUGACCCGAAGGUAGCGUUCCCUCGCCGAGCACAACCCAAGAUGGUGACCCGAACGAAGAAGAUAUUUGUGGGUGGUCUGUCUGUGAACACUACUGUGGAGGAUGUGAAACAGUAUUUCGAGCAGUUCGGGAAGGUGGAUGAUGCGAUGCUGAUGUUUGACAAGACAACCAACAGACACCGAGGAUUUGGGUUUGUCACAUUUGAAAGUGAAGACAUUGUGGAAAAAGUGUGCGAAAUCCACUUCCAUGAGAUCAACAACAAAAUGGUGGAGUGUAAAAAAGCUCAGCCGAAGGAGGUGAUGUCCCCAACGGGCUCUGCACGAGGGCGGUCCCGAGUAAUGCCUUACGGGAUGGAUGCCUUCAUGCUGGGGAUCGGCAUGCUGGGUUAUCCAGGCUUCCAAGCUGCCACCUAUGCGAGUCGAAGUUACACUGGCAUUGCACCUGGUUACACUUACCAGUUCCCUGAGUUCCGUGUAGAGCGGACCCCUCUCCCGAGUGCCCCCGUCCUCCCUGAGCUCACAGCAAUCCCCCUCACUGCGUAUGGACCGAUGGCGGCAGCAGCGGCUGCGGCGGCCGUGGUGCGAGGGACAGUUCUGCUGCCUGCUGCAGGUUCCACCCCCAGUCGCACCGGUGGCUUUCUGGGCACCACCAGUCCCGGGCCGAUGGCAGAGCUUUAUGGAGCCGCCAACCAGGACUCAGGGGUCAGCAGUUACAUCAGCGCUGCCAGUCCAGCCCCCAGCACCGGCUUUGGACACAGCCUAGGGGGUCCCUUGAUUGCAACAGCUUUUACCAAUGGGUAUCACUGAAGCUGGGGACCAAGGAGGCAGGAGAUUCCCCAGUGACCUGACCGAGGACAGCGAGUGGCUGGAGGAUCUGGUGAGCCUCGGGGGAUGAGCCAAGGUUACGUUUCUCUUGAAUCAAACUGCACACUGCCGGCUGCUGCCAGGCUCCUGCCGCCCUGCCCGAUCUCUCCCUUUGACAGACCACACUGGACUGAACCCGAGGAGAUCAUCUCGCUUUCCUACUAACCACCGACGGUUUACGCUUCCCCCUCCCUGCCCCCAGCCCACUGAUUCUUCUUUUAUUUAUUUUAUUAGCUGUUAGUUUUAUUUUUUUAUUUUAUUUUUUUAUCUUUUUUGGGGGCUGCCCCUUCUUUUUGUUGUUUGCUCUUUCCCGAGCUAGUAGACAUAUUUUAUGAAUUGGCUUUGUGAUUGUGUUAGGUAGUUUUCAUUGAGGAGUAUUUUUAUUUGGCUUUGAAACUGUUUUGAAUAUUUUCAACUCUGUUGUUGUUGUCGUCAGUGUUUUUAAAGCACGGUAUGUAACAAGAAUGCAGUUCUGAAGGGAAGAAAGAGACAGAGAGAGAGCAAAGGCUGAGAGGAACUGCUGUAUUUCUAUUUUUUUUAAAGAAACUGUUUUUAAUUGUUUCUGUUUUGUAAAUGUGAGGCUUUGAAAAGUGUGAAACUCCAAGGAUCCGAAAACGUUGGACAUCGCUAUGGAACAAAACAAAUGUAUAUUUUGCUAAGUGAAAAACACUAUCCUUACAGCUGAAAGAUUUUUUUUCCUAGAUUUAGUUUUACGUGGGGUUUUCUUUUUCCUCCUGUAUAAUAUGUAAAUAUCGUGAGCUGAGCCUGGCUGCUGCCUGCAGCCUGGCUCCAAGGAGCAGCUCCAGGUCCUGGACUUGGUGCCGCAGCGUGAGCAAUACUCUCCAGCAGAAUCCUGACAGGACUUCAUUCUUUUUUUGUACACCUUUUACUGUAAGAUUUUAAGACCUCUCUGAUGAGAUGAGAUGAAAGGGGGGCGGGGGGCGGGCGGGGUGAAACGCACCAGCCAUCGGCUGUUUUGCUGAGCGGGUUAAAGCUGCUUCCAAUUGCUUGAUGUACAGACUCCAUCCCCGGGCUCCGUAGCGCCGGCUCUGCGCUGGCUUAGGGAAAGGGCUUUGCCGCCGUUGCUUGUCUUGGUUACUUUGGAAGGAAUUCACUCUCCAAACUUUAUCGCUUGUGUCAAGAUUUCCUGGGAAAGGGGAUCCUCCUUGGAGGCGAGGGUACCAGAAGGGAUGUGUGAGCCAGGGGGAGAUUUGGGUAGUCCUUCUCUGAAGGGCAGGGCUCUGGGAUGGGGAUUCAUUAACAGGGGAGAAAAGCAUUAGGGUGGUGAUUUGGGGGCGGGUUAAGGGCUUCUCAGGGAUUAUAUGAAUUAUAGAAUUGCAGCUUCCCGUUUGCUUUACUCUGUGUUCUGAAGACUGUGGGAAUUUGUCCGCUGUCCUGUGCGGGGUGAUCUGGUCCCUUCUCCAGAACCUGCUGGGGCUUCCCCUGGUAUGGUCCAGCCCCUGCUAACCAGCACUCUGCCAGGGGAGGCCUCCAGCAGGAGUACACGGGGCAGGUUUGGGUCUGGAUUUCAGUGAACCAAAGACCUUGUUAAGGGGGGUGAUUAAGCCUUUUAUUAAGAUGCAGCCAAACUCUUUUCCCAGGGAAAUAACAGCUUCAUCUUAAGUUUUAAAAAUCAUUCCCUCUCUUCCCCCAAACUGAGCCCCUGUAAAGGAGAUGGGCAUUUAGAAAAGGACUGGGAGGGCCACAGUGCCCACAGGGCCCUUUUUCUCUUCUCUCUCUCCCCCAUCUGCUGGAACUUGUCCUGACCUGGGCGAUGCGUUUGGAGAGUUCUGUUUAGGUAAGAAGGUACUUAACAGAUCAGUACUGAAAACACAAAGCAAUAAUUUUUGUUACUGAGACAAGAGUCUGUAUGUCUGUUUUUUUAAAUAUUUCCUAAUUAAAGAAGAGCUGCAUUUUAUUGGGUUUAUUUUUAUUCUAUAUACUUCAAAUUUGGGUCUGCGGACAGCGCUUUCCUCCCUCUUGGUGUAUGCGCUGAGCUGCUUCCGUGCCCCCUCCAGACAUCCCGGGCCAGCUGUGCUGCUGCUGGGCUGUGAGUCACUCUCUGGCCACUGCCUGGAGGCUGGGGCUCUGGUUUCAGGGUGGGCAUUUUUUUAAAAAGAAAUAAAGCUGUGUUUUUAAGCCAGUAAGUUAUUACACUCCAGUGUUUGUUCUCUCCACACCUGUAACCCUUUUUCCAGAUUUCAGUUUUAAAUUCCUAAUAAAUUAUUUGAAAACUGUC